AUGUCUGAAGAUUUGUCUGAAGCAGUCUCAUUUGCUAAUGGUUAUUUUGCAUUAGCUGACGGUUUGAUUGAUGACUUGGCUAAUUAUUUAGCUGAGGACGUUAUUUUAGAUUGGUUUGGACAGACAAUUAAAGGCCGAAAAAAUGUAUCAGCAUUUAUGAAGUUCCAAAAUGUUAAUUCAAGACACAUUAUUGAUGAAAUAAAUCCCAGUACUACAAUCGAGUACCGCAAAAUUCGUCCACUAAGAAGAAAAUAUUAUUCAAUGGGUGGUUGUGCGAAUAAAACACUUGGAGAUGAUAAUGAAGAUGACAAUGGCAUUAGGUACAAGAGAAAAUGUUAUUCUGAAGGAAAAAUGGACACAAGUGCUGACGAAACAGAUGAAAUGGAUGUUGAAUCUGAGAGUGCUGAUUUUAGCAAAGCUUCUGUGGGAUUACAAAAUUACUGUCAUAAAUUAACAUUGGCUUUAAAAAAUCUAAACUUGGAGAAAUUGAAAUUAGAUUCACACUCAACACCGACUUCAAAGCCGUCUGAGCAAGCUGACAAUGUCAGUGACGAUGAUGAUGACGAUAAUUACUACAAUAAAUCAAAGUUGAAUGAUAGCUAUUCAACGGAGCAGUUUUUAAGCAAAUUAGAAUCACAGCCGACUAAUUUUGAUGAAAUAGAACAGAAAAUAAAUUAUUUCAAUGAAACAAACAAUGCUGGAUUUAAAAACGAGCAUGGACAAGGAGACGGACCAAUGAAUGAAAGUGUUAAUCCGAUGAAAUAUGUCGAAGUCUGUGGUGUUAUAAAAUCGGCGCGGUUUUUCAGCGCCAAACAAAUACGGAAAGAUCUACGUCAGCGUCAGUGCCGACUCCAAAUAGCUUAUUCAAACAGAGACACAAAUUCCAAUUCAUCUGCUAAAACUGAAUCAAUACAAACAAAGAAGACUGAAGUUGAUAACGUAGAGUCGACCAGUGCAAUGCUGGCUGAUGACGUUAAUAGAAAUUGUUAUAGUAGUAGUAAUAGUAAUAGUAAAUUACUAAGUUUACAAGAGAUUAGAGAAUUAGGUAACAAACUAGUCCCCCAUGAUGAAAAUGCUAAUUAUUCAGAUAAUGACGAAGACUGUUAUUAUAAUAAUGAUCGGAAUAAAUUUCUACGAUGUCUGGAGCUCCAGAUUACCGAUAACGACGUCAAGGUCAAUGAGAAUGAUUUUGUUACGCCUAACUAUAAAAGACAGGAAUUGACACUUGAUAACAGCCCCAAGAGACUGUUUAAUGAAACUCAAACCGGUCAUGGUUUUGUAUUUAAUUACAUUAUACAUCUUAUUAUUUAUGAAAGUAAUACCAAAUGUAGGCUCAAUCUUUCUUACGAAUUUGAUGGUUAA
This is a messenger RNA of Cotesia congregata, 1362 nucleotides long. Lineage: Eukaryota; Metazoa; Arthropoda; Insecta; Hymenoptera; Braconidae. The record is from the annotation of a GenBank genome assembly.